AUGAUAUCGACACCAGUAUCUUUAAACAAUCAAACUGAUAAAGUGGAUGAAGUGGAAAUUAAUAUAACAGAUUAUGAUGAAAAUUUAAAAUCAGAUGAUGCUGGUGAAAAUGUAAUUGAUAGAAUUAUAUUUGGUGUUAUCAUAUUUUUGAGAAACCUAUUUCCAAGUAGUAUGGAGGCAAAUGAAAUUUUCAAUACAACUCUGAGUGUAUAA
Messenger RNA from Schistosoma rodhaini, 213 nucleotides. The record is from the annotation of a GenBank genome assembly. Lineage: Eukaryota; Metazoa; Platyhelminthes; Trematoda; Strigeidida; Schistosomatidae.